Messenger RNA from Didymodactylos carnosus, 1533 nucleotides. The record is from the annotation of a GenBank genome assembly. Lineage: Eukaryota; Metazoa; Rotifera; Eurotatoria; Philodinida; Philodinidae.
AUGAAUAAUCAUCCGAACACUCAUGAACCGUUACGUCUUCGACCAGCACAUCAAGACUCGAAAAUGUUAACAAAAUCAGAAAACCAAGAUUUAUAUAAUAUACUUGGACAAAAUGGAGUAACAUUAGCAACAGCUGUAGUCCAAAUUCUGUUACCAGAACAACCUCAUCAAACCCGUUGGCUUAAAUAUGCCUGUGGCGUAUUUUGUUUUGUUAAAGAUUAUGAUCAACGAACGUAUUGUUUUCGUUUAUACGACUUAAAACAAAGGCGUCAUAUUUUUGAAGAAACUGUAGCUGCGUCACUUAAUUUACAAAAAAUAUUGCCACGUUUUUUUUGGUUUGAUGGAUCGAACUCAAAAGUCGGUAUUAAUUUUGCGAACGACAACGAAGCUAAUUUAUUUUUUGAACAAUUUCUAAUUAAACAACAAGAUCGACAGAGAAAAAAAAAAUCUCAAGCUUCUACCAAGUUGCAUCCUCCAACACCACAAAUUCCACAGCAACAAUCGCAGCUAUUAACACUUCCGCUGACAUCCACAAAUAUUGUAGAAUCCAAAACUUCUACAAACGCUACGUUAACUAAAAAGUCUAAAGCCAGCUUGUUUUUUGAUACAAUAACAAGAAGAAACAAAGUCGCCAAAUUAGAAAUAUCAGAACCAUCUUUUUUCGAACACCGUGGACAUGUUGAUGUGAUUGCAAAUCAAACGUUUUUUGCCAACGACGAACAAGCUCAACUAUUUGAUCAAUAUAUACAUGGUACAAUCGAAAAAUUAAUACCCGAUAUCACAGACGCAGAAAAAAAGGAAAUAAAAGAGUAUAUGGAUGCUACAGGAGGAACAGAACAGCUUACAACAUCACAUCAAUCCGAUGCUCCUGCUAUUCCACAAAGAAUGCAAAUUGUUCGUACUGAACCAUCUUCAUCGGUUGACGUAAGGCAAGCACGCACACCAUUAACCGAUUUAUUCAAUCAUCCACAGCAAGCAGCUCCCGACAUACCAUCCAGACCCGGACGCCCAUCAACAGUAACAAAUACAUCGCCAGAAAAACAAACUGUUGUACCAAACAUACCACUGCCUCCACCUCCACCAUCGUUUUUUUCUCAAACAAAUGAAAUGACAACUCAGUCGGAUCAUGUUUCACCAUCAGUGAUUAAUAACACAAGACUACCUUCAACAAUGAACCUGCACUCAUCUUCUUUCAAUAAUCAAUCCAACAGUGUAAUACCCGCUCCACCGCCACCAUCAUCAGAAAAGAUAUCGGCUUUAACCUCAACAACAAUAGAGGCGACAAAUACUCGAAAACCCGAGUCACUACUGUCUGCUAUCCAAACUUUUGACAAAAAACGAUUACAAAGAACAGAACAACAAUCGAAGCAAAGUGUAUCGAAUUUACAUACAACAUCGAUAGCUCCUUCCAGUGAUGCCCAUGGUAUGGAUGCUUUAACAAACAACAUUGUGGAGAUACUUAAAACUAGAAGAAAUCAAAUAAUGCCGCCUGAAGAAGACGUACGUCAAAGUGAUGAGGAAGAUUGGACAUAA